This is a messenger RNA of Nerophis ophidion (straightnose pipefish), 694 nucleotides long. RefSeq names its product baculoviral IAP repeat-containing protein 5.2-like. The coding region runs from base 83 to 511 and encodes 142 amino acids. The transcript is spliced from 2 exons. Lineage: Eukaryota; Metazoa; Chordata; Actinopteri; Syngnathiformes; Syngnathidae. The record is from RefSeq and is a predicted model, not a curated record.
UUCAGGAAAACUGUCGGCUAUUUGAAAUCGCUUUGCUUGUGUGUUGUUGUUUUUUUGCCAUUUUUACAACUUUUAUCCGCAAAUGGAGCUUUUUAACGAAAGUGAUACAUUUAAGAUGUACUUUUGCGAGAAUAGGUUAAAAACUUUUGAAGGGUGGCCAUUUGACGAAGACUGCGCCUGCACACCGGAAAACAUGGCAAAGGCUGGCUUCAUUUACACGCCUGUCGACAACAGCCCGGAUGCUGCCACGUGUUUCUUCUGCCUCAAGGAGUUGGAGGGCUGGGAGCCGGACGAUGACCCACAGAAAGAGCACAAAUCGCAUUCACCCUCGUGUCACUUCUUGGCCCUGAAGAAGAAAGUAGAGGAGCUGCCUUUGAACGAGUUCUUGAAGCUCCACCAGGCGAGGCACAAGCGCCUCAUCAGCAAAAACUGUAACGAGGCCGUCGACAAGUUUGAGGUGGCUGCAAGAUUGGUGAAAUCGGAAAUUCUCAAGAUGGAAAUGGGCAAAUAAGACAUUGGGGACGGCGUGGCGCAGUGGAAGAGUGGCCGUGCACAACCCGAGGGUCCCUGGUUCAAUUCCCACCUAGUACCAACUUCGUCACGUCCGUUGUGUCCUGAGCAAGACACUUCACCCUUGCUCCUGAUGGGUCCUGGUUGGCGCCUUGCAUGGCAGCUCCCUCCAUCAGUGUGUGAA